AUGCGGCUGCGCGUCGAGGACUUAAGCGAACUCAAGGAGGCCUUUGACUCGCACGAAGGCGGCGUCGACCUUUGCAACUUUGUCAGCGUCCUCCUCGACAAGCUCGAGUGGACCGACGCGACGCCGCGCUGCGUGCAGUACAUCCCUGAGCUCAAGCGCAUCUUUGCCUUUGAGAGCUCGCGCCCCGUGAUUCAGGUGUUUGAUCCGUCGGCGAUUCUGGCCGCCGAGAGCGGCGCGAUUGAGCAGAACGAGCCGCCGCGAACGGGAGACCAGCCGACGACGCCAGCGUUCACGCUGCCGCUCUUGCACGAACUACACCCGCUCUGCUACCAACACGGCUACCGCAAGGACCAGGACCAAGUGCGCUCCGAGCGCAGCCCCGUGCAGGUCGAUCCUCUCUCCACGCGCCCUUGGCUUCACGCGUAG
Saprolegnia parasitica CBS 223.65 is the source of this 426-nucleotide messenger RNA. RefSeq lists its product as hypothetical. NCBI's taxonomy places the organism in Eukaryota, Oomycota, Saprolegniomycetes, Saprolegniales, Saprolegniaceae. The transcript has 3 exons. The record is from RefSeq and is a predicted model, not a curated record. Bases 1 to 426 code for a protein of 141 amino acids.